Molecule: messenger RNA, 1266 nt
Organism: Cynocephalus volans (Philippine flying lemur)
Lineage: Eukaryota; Metazoa; Chordata; Mammalia; Dermoptera; Cynocephalidae
Gene: UROD
Product: uroporphyrinogen decarboxylase
Exons: 11
Coding region: 221-1219 (332 amino acids)
Biological process (GO): heme biosynthetic process
Cellular component (GO): cytosol
Molecular function (GO): uroporphyrinogen decarboxylase activity
Source: RefSeq, a predicted model, not a curated record
AGACAGCUUACCAUGGAGGCGGACGGGUUAGGCCCUGGAAAUCUCCCAACCUGAACCACAGUCCCUUGGAUCCUCCUACCUUGGAUUCCUGAGACCUUCAUCUUAGGGACCGCCUUACUGGACUGCAUCCCCCAGACCCCAGGGUUUUCCGGAGCUGAAGAAUGACACGUUCCUUCGAGCAGCCUGGGGACAGGAAACAGACUACACUCCCGUUUGGUGCAUGCGGCAAGCAGGCCGCUACUUACCAGAGUUUAGGGAAACUCGGGCUGCCCAGGACUUUUUCAACACCUGUCGCACUCCCGAGGUCUGCUGUGAACUAACUCUGCAGCCACUGCGCCGCUUCCCUUUGGACGCUGCCAUCAUCUUCUCCGACAUCCUUGUUGUACCUCAGGCACUGGGCAUGGAGGUGACCAUGGUACCUGGCAAAGGACCCAGCUUCCCAGAACCAUUAAGAGAAGAGAGGGACCUAGAGCGCCUACGGGAUCCAGCAGUGGUGGCCUCUGAGCUGGACUAUGUAUUCCAGGCCAUCACCCUUACCCGACAACGGCUGGCUGGGCGUGUGCCACUGAUUGGCUUUGCUGGUGCCCCGUGGACUCUGAUGACAUAUAUGGUUGAAGGUGGAGGCUCAAGCACCAUGGCUCAGGCCAAGAGCUGGCUCUACCAGAGACCUCAGGCCAGUCAUCAGCUGCUUCGCAUCCUCACUGAUGCUCUGAUCCCAUAUCUGGUAGGACAAGUGGCUGCUGGUGCCCAGGCAUUGCAGGUCUUUGAGUCCCAUGCAGGGCAUCUUGGUCCACAGCUCUUCAGCAAGUUUGCACUGCCCUACCUCCGUGAUGUGGCCAAGCGAGUAAAGGCUGGGCUGCAGGAGGCAGGUCUGGCACCAGUGCCCAUGAUCGUCUUUGCUAAGGAUGGGCAUUUUGCCCUGGAAGAGCUGGCCCAGGCUGGCUACGAGGUGGUUGGGCUUGACUGGACAGUGGCCCCAAAGAAAGCCCGGGAGCGUGUGGGAAAGAUGGUGACCUUGCAGGGCAACUUGGAUCCCUGUGCCUUGUAUGCAUCCAAGGAGGAGAUUGGGCGGCUGGUGCAGGAGAUGCUGGAUGACUUUGGGCCACAACGCUACAUUGCCAACCUGGGCCAUGGGCUUUACCCUGACAUGGACCCAGAACAUGUGGGGGCCUUUGUGGAUGCUGUGCAUAAACACUCACGUCUGCUUCAACAGAACUAAGCAUAUACCUUUCCCUUCAAGUACCACUAAUACAGAUGACUGUUUCC